AUGGUUUCUACUAUUGGAUGGACAGUCGAAGACUGGAAGAAAGCACAUUACAGUGCAACUCCAAAAGAGUCAUUCAAGUUAUUAAUCAACCUUCUCAAAUCACAAAAGGCAGCUCCGGAAGAUCCAGCAUGGAUUUCUUUAGCUACUGUUGAAGAUUUAACUCACCAAUGGAAUUUUUUACAAACAAAAGCCAACAAAACAUCACUUCCAUUAUAUGGUGUUCCCAUCGCCGUUAAGGACAAUAUCGACGCUAAGGGAUUUGAAACAACUGCUGCUUGUCCAUCAUUUGCAUACAAACCGGAAAAAGAUGCCACAACUGUUAAAUUGUUGAGAGAUGCUGGUGCAAUCAUAAUAGGGAAAACAAACUUGGACCAAUUUGCUACUGGACUAGUUGGUACCAGAUCACCAUACGGAAUAACCCCAAAUACGUUCAAUAAAGAGUUUGUCAGUGGUGGAUCCUCUGCUGGUUCGGCAUCUGUUGUUGCAAGAGGAAUUGUGCCAAUAUCAUUAGGUACUGAUACGGCUGGUUCAGGCAGAGUCCCAGCUGCAUUGAACAACAUCAUUGGUUUGAAACCUACAAAAGGUGUAUUCUCAUGCAGCGGUGUAGUUCCGGCUUGCAAAUCGCUAGAUUGUGUUUCCAUCUUUUCCACAACAUUAAAAGAUGCCCAGUUAACUUUUGAGAUCAUGGCAAAAGAAGAUGGAGAGAAUGAUGAGUAUUCCAGAGAAAUGCCAGCUAACCCGUUAUUGAAAUUCUCGAAAAAGCCAAGAGUUGUUGUGCCAACCAACUUGAUAUGGUGUGGUGAAACUGAAAAUCCUGGGUUAUACAACAAAGCAGUUGAAAUCUUUGGAAACGACGUCGGGGCUGAUUUAGUCUCGUUGGAUAUUGAACCUUUGCUUGAAUUAGCGAGGUGCUUAUAUGAAGGCCCCUGGGUUACAGAAAGAUUUGUUGCUGUGCGAGACUUUUUGACAAUAAACCCACCGACAAAAGAUUUGGAUCCUACUGUGCUCAAGAUUAUCAAGGGUGGUGAGCACUACUCAGCUGCACAAUGCUUUGAGUUUGAAUACAAGAGACAAAAAAUCUUGCAAAAAGUAAAGAGAUUGUUGAAGGGUGUUGAUGCAAUAAUUGUUCCAACUGCUCCCUUGACUCCAAAAAUUGAAGAUGUUCUUGCUGAGCCAAUCAAGGUCAAUUCAUGUCAAGGUACGUAUACAAACUUUGUCAACUUGGCUGACAUGUCAGCGUUGGCUAUUCCUGCUGGAUUCAGAAAAGAUGGUCAACCUUUUGGUAUUACCUUGUUGUCACAUAAGUUUAAUGAUUAUGCAUUAUUGGAUUUGGCAAGCCGGUACAUGGAAUCAUACACCAAGACUGUACCAUUCUUUUAUGGUGCAUUAAAAGACAAAUUGAUUGAAUCAACCAUCACGGAAGAGUUGCUUCCAAAUAUUCCCAAAACUGUGCCAUCAGAACAAGUGAAAUUGGCUGUUGUUGGUGCCCAUUUACGAGGAUUCCAAUUACACUGGCAGCUAGAACAAGUGGAUGCAAGGUUCAUCGAGUCCACCACGACCUCAAAGAAUUAUAAACUAUACGCAUUACCAAAAACCGGGCCAGUGGCCAAACCUGGUUUAAGAAGAGUAGGAGAAAAUGGUGCUCAUAUUGCUGUUGAAGUUUACUCCAUACCGAAAGAAAAAUUUGGAACAUUCAUUAAUUUCGUUCCUGAGCCAUUGGGAAUUGGGUCUGCUGAAUUGGUUACUGGUGAAUGGGUUAAGUCCUUUAUUUGUGAAGAGUCUGGUUAUAAUGCUCCUGGUACAGUUGAUAUUACAAUACAUCGUGGUUGGAAAAAUUACCAGAAUCACCUAGCUGCUGAAUCGAAAAACCACAAAAAACCAUUCAACUCAGUUUUGGUGGCAAAUAGAGGAGAAAUUGCUGUACGUAUAAUCAAGACCUUGAACAAAUUGGGUAUCAAAUCGAUUGCUAUAUAUUCAGAUCCCGACAAGUAUGCUGAACAUGUUACUAGUGCUGACGUGGCGAUCCCAUUGCAUGGUACAACAGCUGCGCAAACAUACAUUGACAUUGAUAAGGUGAUCAACGCUGCCAAGGAGUCAGGAGCAGAAGCUAUCAUUCCUGGUUACGGAUUCUUGUCGGAAAACGCCGAUUUUUCUGAUCGUUGUGGAAAAGAGGGUAUAGUUUUUGUUGGUCCUUCCGGUGGUGCUAUCCGCAAAUUAGGUUUGAAACAUUCAGCUCGUGAAAUUGCUGAAAAUGCAGGUGUUCCGUUAGUUCCCGGAUCAGGUUUGGUUAAGGAUGCUAAAGAGGCUAGAGAGAUUGCUGCCCAAUUGGAGUACCCCAUCAUGGUGAAAUCAACAGCUGGUGGAGGUGGUAUUGGUUUACAGAAAGUUGACUCUGAAAAAGACAUUGAAAGGGUUUUUGAAACUGUUCAGCAUCAAGGAUUGUCAUAUUUUGGUGAUUCUGGAGUGUUUCUUGAACGUUUUGUUGAAAACGCUAGGCAUGUGGAAAUCCAAAUGUUGGGUGAUGGUAAUGGUAGUGCUAUUGCCGUUGGUGAAAGAGAUUGCUCUUUGCAAAGAAGAAACCAAAAAAUUAUUGAAGAAACACCAGCUCCCAACUUGCCAGAAGUUACACGUCAAAGAAUGAGAAAAGCUGCUGAAAGUUUGGGCUCUUCAAUGAAGUAUAAAGGUGCUGGUACUGUUGAGUAUAUCUAUGAUCCGAAGAGGGAUGAGUUUUAUUUCUUGGAGGUCAAUGCUAGAUUACAAGUUGAGCAUCCGAUCACAGAAAUGGUUACCGGUUUAGACUUGGUGGAAUGGAUGCUUUUGAUUGCAGCCGAUACACCUCCAGAUUUCUCCCAAAAAAUUGAGGUAAAUGGUGCAUCAAUGGAGGCUAGAUUGUAUGCUGAAAACCCAGCCAAAGGCUUCAAGCCUUCACCGGGUCAAUUGACUGAAGUCAAAUUCCCCAAAUGGGCCAGAGUUGACACUUGGGUUCAAAAGGGUACUGUGGUCUCAGCUGAAUACGAUCCAACAUUAGCAAAGAUCAUUGUCCAUGGUAAAGACAGAAACGAUGCGUUGAAAAAGUUGCGUCAAGCUUUAGAUGAGACUGUUAUUUAUGGUUGUAUCACCAAUAUUGAUUACCUUCGUUCAAUUGCCAACUCUAAAAUGUUUGAAGAGGCUAGAGUGGCUACUAAAGUAUUGGACACAUAUGAGUAUAAACCACAUGCUAUUGAGAUUUUGAGUCCUGGUGCUUACACUACAGUUCAAGAUUUUCCAGGUAGAAGAGGGUAUUGGAAUAUCGGUGUUCCACCUUCAGGAUGCAUGGAUCAAUACUCAUUCAGACUCGCAAACAGAAUAGUUGGUAAUGAUAGUACUGCUCCCGGUUUAGAAAUUACGCUCAAUGGUCCAAAGAUUUUGUUUCACCAAGAAUGUGUUGUUGCUGUUACCGGUGGUAAAGCAACCAUUGAAGUCAAUGACAAGCAAGUUGCCCAAUGGGAACCAAUUGCGAUCAAGAGUGGUGACACAUUGUCCAUUGGAAAGUUGACUACUGGUUGUCGAGCAUAUUUGGCCAUUAGAGGUGGUAUUGAUGUUGUUGAAUACUUGGGAUCAAGAUCAACAUUUGCUUUGGGUAACUUGGGUGGUUACAAUGGAAGGGUUUUGAAAUUUGGUGAUGUUUUGUUCUUAGGUCAACCUGAAGUCUCGAUUUGCACGUUAGCCCCACCAGUGUCGGAGCCUACACCAGUACCAUCAUCACUUAUCCCCAACUACAACAAUAAGGUUUGGCAAAUUGGUGUCACAUGUGGACCUCAUGGAUCUCCAGAUUUUUUCAAGCCGGAAUCUGUUUCAGAAUUUUUUUCUUCAACCUGGAAAGUUCAUUACAACUCAAACAGAUUUGGUGUUAGAUUGAUUGGUCCAAAACCGAAAUGGGCUAGAUCUGAUGGUGGUGAAGCGGGUCUACACCCAUCAAAUGCUCAUGAUUAUGUGUACUCUAUGGGGGCUGUUAAUUUUACUGGUGAUGAACCCGUUGUCUUGACUUGUGACGGUCCAAGUUUGGGAGGAUUUGUUUGUGAAGCAGUUGUCGCUGAAGCAGAGUUGUGGAAGAUUGGUCAAGUGAAACCUGGUGAGUCGAUUCAGUUUAUUCCCGUCACCUAUGACUCUGCCAAACAAUUGAAGCGUCAACAGGAUGCAAGUAUUAAAACCUUGAAAGGUGAACUAGGUGAUGUGGAAAGUUAUGGAUUGGUGCACCCAGAAACGCCAGUGCUUUGCCAAAUUCAAGUAUCGGAAACGUCGCCAAAGAUUACUUACCGUCAGGCUGGUGAUAGAUAUAUUCUUGUUGAGUAUGGUGAAAACAUUUUGGACUUGAAUAAAGCAUAUAGGAUCCACAAGUUGGUGGAAAUGGUUAAAGAGUAUAAACCAAGGGGAAUCUUUGAAUUGUCACCUGGAGUGCGAUCAGUUUUGGUUGAGUUUACCGAUGAGAUUACUCAACAGGAGGCAUUAGACACUCUUGUUGCUUACGAGAAGGAGAUUGCGUUUGUCAACAAAUGGAGAGUCAAGUCUAGAGUUAUUAGAUUACCAAUGGCAUUCGAAGAUCAAAAGACUUUGGAUGCAGUCAAGAGAUACCAAGAGACCAUCAGAAGUGAAGCGCCUUGGUUGCCAAACAAUGUUGAUUUCAUAGCCAAUAUUAAUGGCAUCACUAGAAAUGAUGUUAAAGAUAUGUUGUACACCGCUAGGUUUUUGGUUUUGGGGUUGGGAGAUGUUUUCCUUGGGGCACCAUGUGCUGUGCCAUUGGAUCCAAGACAUAGGUUUUUGGGUACUAAAUACAACCCGUCAAGAACCUAUACGCCUAAUGGUACCGUUGGUAUUGGUGGUAACUACAUGUGUAUUUACACAAUGGAAUCACCAGGCGGAUAUCAAUUGGUUGGUAGAACGGUGCCAAUUUGGGAUAAAUUGACUUUGGGUGAGCACUCUGGAGAGAAGCCAUGGUUGUUGUCACCAUUUGAUCAAAUUGAGUUUUAUCCAGUUAGCGAGGCUGAAGUUGACAGGUUUUCCGAAGAAAUGAAUGUUGGUAGGUUUAGGGUUGAUAUAGUUGACUCUGUAUUCGACCAUGGUCAAUACUUACAAUGGAUCCAAGCCAAUUCGGAAUCAAUUGAACAAUUUCAACAAUCUCAAGGUGGUGAAAAAAUGGAAGAGUUUAAUAGAUUGAUUCAAAUUUCAAAUAGUGAAUUGGAACAAAAUGGAACAAAAGUGCAAGAGGAUGAAAAGUUUGGUGAGAAUGCUGAAAUGGUGUACUCGGAGUACUCCGGUAGGUUCUGGAAGAGUCUUGUAAAUGUUGGUGAUGAAGUGAACAAAGAUCAACCGUUGAUUGUUGUUGAAGCUAUGAAGACGGAGAUGAUGGUCAACGCACCAAAAGGAGGUAAAGUGGUCAAGGUGUAUCACAAGAAUGGUGAUAUGGUUGAUGCAGGUGACUUAGUGGUUGUUAUAGAGUAA
Molecule: messenger RNA, 5478 nt
Organism: Lodderomyces parapsilosis
Lineage: Eukaryota; Fungi; Ascomycota; Pichiomycetes; Serinales; Debaryomycetaceae
Gene: DUR1,2
Product: bifunctional urea carboxylase/allophanate hydrolase
Exons: 1
Coding region: 1-5478 (1825 amino acids)
Cellular component (GO): mitochondrion
Molecular function (GO): urea carboxylase activity; metal ion binding; methylcrotonoyl-CoA carboxylase activity
Source: RefSeq, a predicted model, not a curated record